Prunus armeniaca (apricot) is the source of this 873-nucleotide messenger RNA. Lineage: Eukaryota; Viridiplantae; Streptophyta; Magnoliopsida; Rosales; Rosaceae. The record is from the annotation of a GenBank genome assembly.
AUGGAUGAUGAUAAGACUGCGAGGAAGAAGAAGAAAGUAAGAUUUGUGGAGGAGGAAGCAGGGUUGGAUUCUGGCUUGCAAACAUGUUUUGGUAUCGAAAAUCCGGGGAGGCCAUUGAAGCAAAUUAUUGGUGCAGCCAAAGCUAAGGGAUCCUAUACUUCAAAAGAGAAUCCAGUGGGAGAUGCAAAAGUUGCUGGUAAUCUUCCCAAAAGAAACAAGACCGGAAAAUGUAAAGGAAAUAGAAAUAACGAUACUACUGAAGAUACAGAUCUGAUGAUUAAGAAACUGAUAAUAUCAAUAAAUGGAGAUAAGGGGUUUCAGGAGAAGAAGUCAGCGAGACAGAGUUUCAACGGUGGAGCAUGUGAUCAGCCUGGACACAUGAGAACAAACAAGAACUGCCCCAAGUAUAUUCAUGGAGAAGAUAUCCAUAGAGCUUCUCAAAAAUCGGCUACUCUAAAUCCAUCUUGUCAAUCUCAGCCGAAAACAAGGGCAAAGGAGCUGAUACCUAAAAGCUCUGCAACUAAAAUUUCGGUGAUCGAAGCUUCCCAGGUUGAAAACCAUGGUCUGAGCACAAAGCUUCCUAGAUUGAAAUUCAAAUGUGGGCCUAACAAAAUGAAGUCUGAAAAUGUGCCAGUUGAACCCCCUAGUGUGAACCAUGAUACUGAAUCACAAAGGGCAACUGUUGUUAUACAGGCACCAGCAAAUACAGAUAGAGAAGAGGUGGAAAGUUCCCAACAGAAAGGGCCAUCUGCGGAAGCGAAGAAAGAGCUGCAUCGAUAUCAUAAGAAAAUUGUAAUUAAACUUCCAAAAAAACUAUUGAUUUUAGAUCAUGAUCAUCAGGUCAAUUUGCGUAAGGAAAAUAUACAACUUUGA